This is a messenger RNA of Anopheles coustani, 1211 nucleotides long. Its product is annotated as DNA repair protein XRCC3. Gene Ontology annotation, biological process: t-circle formation; resolution of mitotic recombination intermediates; double-strand break repair via synthesis-dependent strand annealing. Lineage: Eukaryota; Metazoa; Arthropoda; Insecta; Diptera; Culicidae. The transcript is spliced from 3 exons. Gene Ontology annotation, molecular function: four-way junction DNA binding; ATP-dependent DNA damage sensor activity; ATP hydrolysis activity. The coding region runs from base 54 to 860 and encodes 268 amino acids. The record is from RefSeq and is a predicted model, not a curated record. Gene Ontology annotation, cellular component: Rad51C-XRCC3 complex; replication fork.
GUUGUCAGUUCGGAAAAUUGGCACGCGAUGAAAGGAGUGUAUUUCUUAGCAUUAUGCCAGAGUUUGAAGGAUUUUCUUCUGGAAACGAAAUAGUAAACAAGCAUGCAAGUCGCUGGCGUAAACUAAGCUUCGGCGUACCUGUGCUAGAUCGCUUGUCCAGCGGCGGAAUUCCUAUGAGGGGCAUCUUUGAGCUGGCUGGUGAUCCCGGCUCCGGCAAGACACAAAUCGCUCUAAAGCUGGCAUUGGAAGCCCAGCGCCAGAUCAAAGGGUCUUCUGUGGUAUACAUCUGUACCGAGCAUAUGUUUCCGUCCGGAAGAUUAUUGCAAAUGGAGGCUGAAUACAAACGGCAGAAUUCUCACGAUGAAGCGAUACGGUGUCAUCAGUUCGUGGACAAUGUUCUCGUCGAGCAUAUACGAUGUGUGCCCAAGCUUAUGGCGUGUCUGUUUGAUCGGUUACCGGCGCUGCUAGAGAAAACACUCGUUAGCCUUCUUAUCAUCGAUUCCAUCACAAACCCUUUCCUAGAGGAUGAGGACUAUGUUUCUAGAGCGCAAACAUUUCGUACAAUGGUACACCGGUUACAGGUGCUCCAGGAGCGGCAUAAUUUUGCCAUAUUCGUCACCAACCAGGUUCGGGCUGUGAUCGAUUCAGCGACACUCGACGACGAGCGGACGAUUCCUGCCCUCGGGCUGGCCUGGAGUACUCUGAUCCACACGCGCAUGCAGCUAUCACGGCUAGCGAACACGAAGCAAAAGUUAUGCUCAUUUACGUUCGGGUCCACCACUACUCCCGGCCAGGGGUUCUUUCAAAUCGAUGAAACGGGCCCGGUGGAUGUUUCAGACGCAGUUUCCCCUACAAAGUAAGUUUAAUUUUACGGGUUACACACCUGCAGAGGUUUACAGAUUUAUUAUUGUUCGUAAAGAUAACUUUCCGGUUGCCGAUCGACCACUGGCACGUGCCAGAAUGAGCGAUCGUAAUGCGGAACAAUAGUAGCGUAUGUUUGUGACCGUCCGUACCGUACACAUCAAUGCACCAGUUUCGACCAAAUAUGAUAAAAACGUAUAGAAAUAUAUAGGAAAGUUUAGUUAACAGCACAGUACAUAAUGUUUUGCUCAGCAAUACGUCCUAAACAGUUUCCUAAACAGAUCUUUAUGAGCGUUAACAUACACUUGUGGCUAGUAGUAGUAAGAUUUUCUUCAAAUAUUGUUCAAGUU